GGUCGCUCCCCGGCGGCAGCUUCCAGCAGCUGCGCGCCGCCAUCGAGUGGCAUGUGGCGGCCAGCGGGGGGCGGCGGGCGGUGCUGGUGGGACUCAGCCUGGGCGCCACCUACGCCGCCAGCUUCCUGAGCUGCGGGCUGGUGGACGAGGAGUGGAAGGCCAGGCAUGUGGAGCGGCUGGUCACCAUGUCGGGCGUGUGGGAGGGCACGCCCCGCUCGCCCCUGGACGUCCUGUCCGGGCGGCUGGAGGGGCUGGAGGCGGUGCUGCCGCGGACCGAGGUGCGGCGGCUGGUGCGGGGCAUACCCGCGCUGGCCUGGACCUUCCCCGCGCCGCCACCGGCACCAGCUGCACCAGCUGAGGCGGAAGCAGCGGCGGAGGCAGCAGGCGGGCAGGGGCAGGGGGUCGGGGCGGGCACUGCGGACCCACCCAUCCUGACCAACACCGCCCGGGGCCGCAACUACAGCGCCGGGCAGCUCGGGGAGGCGAUGCUGGAUGCGGGGGCGCCGGAGGUCGCCGCCUUCUGGCAGGCCGCGCUCCCCUUCGCCCGCACCCCCGCGCCCAACGUCACCACCCACUGCUUCUACAGCUACGGCCUCGACACCGCAGUACACGUCACCUACAGCCAGCCCGACUUCAGCGACGCACGGCCUGUCGUACACUACGCGAGUGGUGACGUCACCGUGCCGUACUCAAGCCUGGCGGCGUGCCGGGGGUGGUCGGGUCGGCAGGCUGCCCCGGUGUUCAGUGCCAGCUACUGGGGGGUGGUGCACGGCAUGCUGACGGGGCUGCCGGAGGCGCUGCAGGAC
This is a messenger RNA of Astrephomene gubernaculifera, 806 nucleotides long. Lineage: Eukaryota; Viridiplantae; Chlorophyta; Chlorophyceae; Chlamydomonadales; Astrephomenaceae. The record is from the annotation of a GenBank genome assembly.